CUGCCGUGUCGUAAAACAUUCGUCACAUCCGGCUCGUGCUCAAAGGAACCACCGAUAUCAACCGCUCGCUUCCGGUUAUGCCUCCUUUUCGGCAGCGGCUAUUUCCUCGCCAACAUGCCACUCGCAAAAGACUUGUUGCACCCAACCCCUGAAGAGGAGAAGAGGAGGCACAAGAAGAAGCGUCUUGUUCAGAGUCCCAACUCUUACUUUAUGGAUGUCAAAUGUCCAGGAUGCUACAAGAUCACAACGGUGUUCAGCCACGCUCAGACAGUCGUGCUGUGUGUGGGCUGCUCCACCGUCCUGUGUCAGCCCACUGGAGGCAAAGCACGUCUCACAGAGGGUCAGUAUCGGGUGCUCAUUCAGGAGGAAGCAGCACUAGCUAUUCUUCUUUGAGCUGGAAGGGAGAGGAGGGCAUGGACCGGUUGAUAUCAGCGCGCCAUGGCUCCUGAGACGGCGACCAAACCUGAGGCCUGACUUGUGAAAAGUGAGACCAGAAGACUAAACUGGACUGCAGAUGGGUUUCCCCCGUCUGUCUGUGUCAACAGAUCGGUUGUUGCUGUAACUCCGCCCUCCAACCCUGUCUCUCCGAAUAAAAUUUUGUUUUGGCUAAACAAAA
Messenger RNA from Menidia menidia (Atlantic silverside), 616 nucleotides. The record is from the annotation of a GenBank genome assembly. NCBI's taxonomy places the organism in Eukaryota, Metazoa, Chordata, Actinopteri, Atheriniformes, Atherinopsidae.